Messenger RNA from Helobdella robusta, 1317 nucleotides. RefSeq lists its product as hypothetical. The transcript has 9 exons. Lineage: Eukaryota; Metazoa; Annelida; Clitellata; Rhynchobdellida; Glossiphoniidae. The annotation marks the transcript as partial. Gene Ontology annotation, molecular function: Notch binding; calcium ion binding. The record is from RefSeq and is a predicted model, not a curated record. Gene Ontology annotation, biological process: Notch signaling pathway.
GGCUAUCACGGUACCAUGUGUGAAAUCGAAAAUGCGAAGAGUGCCUGCUACAGAAACCCUUGCCACAAUGCUGGAAGUUGCAGCCUUAAUGGAGCGCUGCAUAAGUUCAAGUGCAGUUGCUCGCCUGGCUACAUAGGCAAGCUCUGUCAGUACCGCAAUCAUUGUUCGUCUCAGCCGUGUCACAAUGGCGGGAAAUGUUACGCCACUGAGACGUCAUACACGUGCGAGUGUCCCAGAGGUUUCAUUGGUUUGCAGUGUGAUGAUGACGUAGAUGAGUGUCUGCAAAAAAGAGAGAUGUGCCGGAAUGGAGGGACCUGCUUGAAUCUUAUUGGCGGAUAUAAGUGUACAUGUCUGGCCUCGUACACUGGUCAGCACUGUGAAUCCCCCUACUAUCCCUGCUCUCCCUCUCCAUGUUUCAAUGGGGGCACAUGUUCGCCAACUUCUCUUACCACAUUCAUCUGCGCAUGUUUAGAAGGUUUUACGGGCCCGAACUGCAAAGAAAACAUAGAUGACUGUCAGGGAAACAAAUGCGGCCCCAAUUCGACCUGUCUCGAUGGGGUCCAUGGCUACACUUGCCUCUGCCCACCCCAGUAUAAAGGCCAAUUCUGUACAGAGGACGUUAAUGAAUGCCAGAAAAAUCCUUGCAAGAACCAAGGAACCUGCCAUAACAAAAGGGGAGGAUUCAUGUGUGCAUGCGUCAAUGGAUGGUCUGGUGACGAUUGUAGCGCCAACAUCGACGACUGCCAGGGUAAGGUCUGUUACAACGGAGGGACCUGCCACGAUAGGGUGGGGUCCUAUUACUGCGAGUGCCCGCCAGGGAAGACCGGAAUAAGAUGCCACUUGGACGAUCCGUGCUUAAGCAAUCCGUGCCAUCCCGAAUCCAGGUGCGAAACCUCCCCGGACAGCGGUCAUUACGUCUGCAUGUGCCCGCAUGGGUGGUCGGGAGAUGACUGCACCCAAGAUGCCAAUGAGUGCUUGCAAAGUGACCUCUCCCCGUGUGAGCACGACGGCGUCUGUAUAAAUACACCUGGAUCUUUCAGGUGCCAGUGCACUCCAGGUUUUGCUGGUGAGAGAUGUGAAGUGAAUGUGAACGAAUGCGAAUCAAACCCCUGCCAGAAUGGAGGCGUGUGUCUGGAUGGUGUAGGAAGAUUCAAAUGUGCUUGUCUAGAAGGUUGGUUGCUAGCGAUUUUGUGGCGAUUUUGUGGCGAUUUUGUGGCGUGGUGGUGGUUUUUUGGUGGUAGUGUGUGGUGUGGUGUGUGUCAUCUAUGUUGUUGUUGUUUGUUGUUGUUUGUUUUUGUUGCCGCGGUUUUCGUUUAA